This is a messenger RNA of Pezoporus occidentalis (night parrot), 4003 nucleotides long. RefSeq names its product TLC domain-containing protein 5-like. The transcript is spliced from 4 exons. Gene Ontology annotation, cellular component: membrane. The record is from RefSeq and is a predicted model, not a curated record. NCBI's taxonomy places the organism in Eukaryota, Metazoa, Chordata, Aves, Psittaciformes, Psittacidae. The coding region runs from base 485 to 1279 and encodes 264 amino acids.
GGGCGCCCCUUCCCUGCGCUCCCGCGGCCGCUGCCGUCCCUCCUCCCCGCCAGCAGGUGCCCCUCGGCCGCCGCUUCCUCUUCCCGGGCGGCGGAGGCGGCCCGAGCAGCCGCGUCCGUGCGGUGGGUGCGCGGGGAAGGGCCUGGCCCCGCUGCCUCCCUUGCGGCCUGCGGGGACCCGGCCUCGGCAUCCGCAGGCACCCGCAGAGCCGCGGAGGCCGCUGGAGAACAGCGGGGCCGGAGGCGAGCGGCGGAGGCCGGUUGCAGCCUCCUAAGUAACUCCUGGUCAGACUUGCAGUGCCCAACCUUCCUGUUUGGCCUGUUGCAACUUUGACUCCUCAUCAAGCGUGGUCCUUUUGGUGUUCCAGAAGGACCUGGGUGUGAAUCCAGUGUGCUGGUCAGCAGGUACCAGCAGGACCAGUGGCACUUUUGCUAUUACUCAACUGGAAACUCGCGCAUCCCAGAGCGUGACUCAACUGCUUUUGAUGCGCUUCCCUGAAUGCUCAGGAAUAACGAGACACAUCUUGCAUUGCAUGGAAAGGAUGCUGUUCCCUCUGCCUCUGCGGGUAGCCUGCAGUCUGCUUGCCUGGUUCUCUCUCUACACUUGGUUCUGCCAUCGCUACAAGCACCGGAAUUACGAAUGGAGCUGCAGGCUGGUCACUCUGACCCACGGCAUCCUUGCUACCUGCCUCUCUGCUUACGUUGGCUUUAUUGAUGGUCCCUGGCCUAUGAGUCACCCAGGAUCACCAAACACAACUCUCCAGGUACAUGUGCUGUGCCUUAGCUUGGGCUACUUCCUCUUCGACCUCUGUUGGUGUGUGUACUUCCAGACGGAGGGUGCCCUGAUGCUGGCCCACCAUCUGGUGAGCAUCUUGGGUAUCACAGCAUCGCUGGCACUCGGGGAGUCAGCUGCGGAGGUCAAUGCCGUCAUCUUUGGCAGUGAGAUCACUAACCCGCUGCUGCAGGCUCGCUGGUUCCUGAAGGAGAUCGGGUGUUACCACAGUUUCACAGGUGACGUGGUGGAUUUCUUCUUCGUGGUCCUCUUCACUGGGGUGCGGAUUGGAGUGGGGGCCUGGCUGAUGUACUGUGAGCUUGCUUCUCCCAAGCCCAGGUGGUACAUUAAGCUGGGCGGCGUCAUCAUGUACGCUGUCUCCUGGGUUUUCAUGGUCAGCAUCUGCCGCUUCGCUCGGAGGAAGAGCAUGAAGAAGUACCACGCCUGGAGGAGUCGGAGGAGUGAGGAGUUAUACUUGAGAGCUAAUGGACACCUAAAAACCCACUGACGGGAUGCUGAGUAAAGACUUCCUCGAGUUCGCAGUCUGGCAAGGAGGGGAUCGUGCCUGAAAUGCCACUGUUGGGAGAGGAGCCAACACACGUUAGCAAUUCUGGAGCCAAAUUUAUCCCUGGCAUAACUCCACUGAAAUCCAUGGAGCUAUGCCAUGGAUUCAUUGGAUCUGCAGCGUUUGGCCUGGCAGAGGUUGGCUCAGUGUCUACGUAAGCAUACACUAAAUGAUAUGAGUGAAAGAAGGGCUAAUUUUACUGACUAAACAUAACCAGUCCAGCAGUGCAGGUGUAAAUAGUAAUUUUCAUAGCUAACUCCUUCAGCACUGGUAGAAUCUUGGCAAAGAGAGGACAUAACACUAGAUCUUCACAUUCAGAGUCCUGUACAGUCUAGCCAGUUAGAGUGACUCUUCAUAGUGUUAGGAAGAAGCAUCUUCUAGUGUUUUGUCAGAGUUGGGAUUCCUGGCUCUUCCACCAACUUGUUACGUGACCUUGGGCAAGUCAUGUAACUCUAACUCUGUGCCUCAUUUCCCCAUCUGUGAAUUGGGGGUGAUGGAGCUGAUCCAUCUGCGUUAUGCACUUUCAGAUUUUCACUUGAGAGGUGCUAUAUGAGUGCAAAAUGAGGGUUGGUAUCUGCACUUCAUUCAUUAUCCCUGUGUUUCCUUUGGGAGAAACUUAUUUUGGUGGUUGAGCUAGAGUGUGGCUCUAGAGAGAACAGAAUUUUAGGUAGGUGGCUGUUUCCUACCCUGAUUCCUUUCAGUAACUUAUUCAGUAGUGUCCAGGAGCUCUCAUCAGCACUGGCACCUUGCAGGACUAGGUGCUCUGUGAAUACACCCAAAGACACAGUCCCCAAUGCAAAAUGCUUUUCUGACUCCUUCUCUCUUCAUCCCUCACUGUUAAAACUCCACCCACCCCUUCCAAAUACUGCUGUUAGCUCCUUGAGUGGCUACCACUGUUAUGAGAAGCUCAACAAGCGUGUUUCCUCAGAUCCAAAUUGGGAUUUCGGGUUGAAGAGUGGCCAACGCACAUCUUCAAAUCACGGUGGCUAAGAUGGAAAAGCUACUCGGCUUCAAGUCUGUCCCGUGCCCUGUUCAAGACAGAGACUUACCUAAGGCUAUCCUUAUCUGAAUUGACGCCUUGACCUCUUGUUUUUGAAUUCACUUCUGUCUCCCUGAUUGGAUCUGUGUCUCUUUAUAAAAGUGGGCAUUUAGAGCCACUUAUUUACAUUUAUAGGCAUUUAUUUGCAGCCAAUUCUUAAAGGAGCUAGAGGUACAUAAUCUGGCCUUUUUUUAAUCAGAAAAGUGAACCUGACUGGGAGGAAAACUCAGCGUUACUUUCAUCUGGUCCCAUUUCGAGGGAAAAACUGUCCCCUGGUUGGCAGCUUCUGGUGUUUAUUUCACUGUGUGUUCUUAAGUGCUGUUCCUUUGUUACUGCUCUCAUCAUUAUGAUCAUUUUAUUUUGAGCCUCAGCACCAGGCCUGCAGUACAGCUCAGGUGCCAGUUCUGCUGUGAGCCUUGCCUGCUGCAGCCAAAGACCCGAAGAGCCCAAACCGCUUCAGAUUUAAUAGAGCCAACUGAUGGGUGAGUUGGUCCUGAAAAGGAAACUUGACUCAUUUAGCACAGCAUGGUGAUGGGACUAUUGGGCCUUGAAAGGAGACAAGAAGGGCUAGUUGGGGUAUGCUGGUUCUUUCCCAGCAGUGCUGCUGCUGUUGGGCACGUCAAGGAGCCUUUUAGCCUCAGCUUACCCACUCUAUUAAGUGGGUACAACAUUACCUACCUCGUGGGGUGUUUUCAUUUGUUAACACUAUGCUACCUUUGAUGAAGGCUUGGUGGUCUGUGUCAAGCUGUGCUGUCUAAAGGCAAAAUUGCUUUGAGCAAAGCACUUGUAACAGUGACCCAUCAUCAGCACUUUGUCACCUGAACAUGGCACUUCCCAGCAUCUGGCUUGCCUCACGAAAGCAGGACUCCAAGCUGUUCUGCAGUGGUUCUGAUGGGUAGGAGUCUAAAGGAAUAAGCUAGGCAUCUGCAUAAAGAUCAGGCAUGCUGCUGCUUGUUCAGGUGGACUCCCAAGCUGAAGACAGGAUGUCCAGUGGGUUUUCCCUAGUAAGGAUUACAGUACAUGGAGCCAAAAGCUCCAUUAGGACUCUAACCUCUGCUGUGCAGCUUACCGCAUCGUUACUUCCCUGCCGUGGGGGCUGUACAGCCCAUAUCUGCCCACGUGAAUAAGGAUGUCAGCGACUGCAGGUAUCUAUGAAACAGCUUGUAUGAAGAUGUUCUGAAAGACAAUGGCCCUUAAUGGCUGACUUCUUCCCUUCUUUGAACUGGGGGGAAGCUUGGCUGGAAGAAGUAGAGCACUGUGGUCAGUGUUGAGGCCUUAGAAGUUAAACAAGGGCACCAGAAAACAAAAAGAGCAAUUGGGAAUGGCUUUAUGAGGCAGAGCUAGCAAGGACGUCUCAGAGUAAGGCCUCAUAGUCAGGUAGUGGGCUCCAGCAUAGAAUCAUAGACCCAGAAGAAGUGUAACUUUCAGGCUAUGGAGCACAUGGUGGAACCUGUCCUCAGGCUAGUCCAUAGUGGCUAGAGCAAAUUGUAAAAGGAAACUGUGGAACUAGUGUGAAAUAAUAACUUGUGUUUGAAUUACUGUGUAAUAGCAACUAAUGUUCCACCAGUGAAUGGUGUAGAUGCUUUGUAUUAUGUUUUAUAAAAUAAAGAUUAUUUAAUUAUAUGAGA